AUGGUAAUCAAGAAAUUCAAUUUCAAUAAAAUGACUAAUAAUAAUAAGUAACCAAACAAAUAAAUUAAGUAGGAUAAUCUUUAACAAAUUAGUGGAAAUGAAUAAAAUCAAGAAUAACUUAAGAAUUACGAAUAAAACUACAAUCCAGAAAAAGAAAAUGAACUUAAACCAUUUGAAUCUGAAAAAUAACCUAUCCAAGUUAUCCCUGAGGCUGAAGAAGGAUUUCUAACAAAAAUUAAUGGGUGUUCUUGUGGGAGACAAGCCGAGGAAAAUACAGAAAUUAACAAUGAAGGAUGCAUUAUGCAGAUAGAUAGAUAAAUUUAUCUAGAAAUACUUAACUCCUACUUAUUUGCUACUACAUUCUAUUAGGGCUUAUUUCUAUUUGUUCAACUUUUGAAAGGUUUACUAAUCUAUUUUCUUAAUGACGAAUGGCUUGAUGAAUUACAAUUUUUGGAUAGUUUCUUCAAAAAGGGAUGGAGAUUGUUUAAGAUAACAUUCUUUGUUCUAAGUAAUUUAGAUGUCUGCUAUUGGAUUUAUUAUAUCUAUCGAUAAAAUAAGAAAGAUGGUACCAUUGAAUAUGUGAUGACAUUAUGUAGAAUGAUUGAUGCAUUCUUCUUCAAUUUCCCUUAGAUGAUUGUGUUUUUCUAUCUUUUAUGCAAGACUUAGAAAACUUUCAAAUCCCAUACUUAGUUAUUGCAGGUGUCAAUUUACUCUCUAUAGUAAAUGGAUUCAUGCACCUAAAUUGUUUUGCUGGAACCUCAUUUCUAAGCAUUAGAUGGAGUAUUUGUUUAUCUGUGAAUUAUAUGUAAAACUCUUCCUAGUUGUUUCAGUGUUUAUAAAAUUAUAUGAAUUUAAUAUAGAAUAUGAAUGUUUCAGCCUAUUCUGCCUUUGCGGGCUUAUCUAAUAUUAAUUAUUCACUGGAGACCAGGAUAUUACAGGAUAGAUCUUAUCAAUAAUCUACUUCUAACUGAAGACCUUCAUUGUUAUCACAUUUAAAGAAGAGAGCUUUGCCAUGUCAGAUUUGGAUUGUGAUGCCUAGCCUGGAAUAUUUAAUGUUGUGGUUCAAAGUCAACGUAUGAUUUAUGAGCAAUUAAUUUUUUUAAAAUGA
Paramecium octaurelia is the source of this 1108-nucleotide messenger RNA. Lineage: Eukaryota; Ciliophora; Oligohymenophorea; Peniculida; Parameciidae. The record is from the annotation of a GenBank genome assembly.